Molecule: messenger RNA, 4494 nt
Organism: Megalobrama amblycephala (Wuchang bream)
Lineage: Eukaryota; Metazoa; Chordata; Actinopteri; Cypriniformes; Xenocyprididae
Product: E3 ubiquitin-protein ligase TRIM39-like
Exons: 7
Coding region: 174-1637 (487 amino acids)
Molecular function (GO): protein binding; zinc ion binding
Source: RefSeq, a predicted model, not a curated record
GCUCUGACAUCACUGUAGUUCAGAGAGAUUCAGAGAAAGUGAAACUAACUUGAUCAACAACAAUAUGAACACCUGAAGCGAUCAACCUCUUUAAACAACAGAAUAUUUAUUGAGCCGUUCAAAGAGUCUUGUGGACACAUCUGAUACUCACAGGCAUAAAGAGCAAAAGAACAAUGACAGAAUCUUCCCCAAUAUCACCAAAAAAACGAGAAAGGACAGGGAGUAUUGAUGAUCCUCCAUGUGAGAAAAAUCCUGAAGUUCUGUGUGACUUUUGUGAGGAAAGAAAGCUGGAAGCCCUGAAGUCGUGUCUGGUGUGUCAGAGCUCUUACUGUGAAACUCACCUGGAGCCUCAUUUGAGAGUGGCAGGUUUAAAGAAACACAAACUGAUCAAUCCUGUGACGAAUCUGGAGGACUAUAUAUGUCAGAAACAUGUGAGACCUCUGGAGCUGUUCUGUAGAGAUGAUCAGACAAUCGUGUGUCUGUCCUGCACUGACGGAGAUCACAAGAACCACAACACUGUUCCUAUAGAAGAAGAGAUUGACAAGAAGACUAAACUGAUAAUAAAACUGCAAGAAGUGCAGCAGAUGAUCCAGGAGAGAAACAAGAAGAUUCAUGAUGUCAAACACUCAUCAGAAGUCAGAAAAAAAAACAAAGAGAAGGAGAAAGCAGCCCAUGCUGAGCUCUUCACUGAUCUCAUCCGCUCCAUUGAGAAAGGUGAGACUGACCUGCUGGAGAGGACGGAGGAGCAGCAGAAAGCAGCAGAGAAACAGGAGAAAGAGUUUGUUGAAUUCCUGGGUCAGGAGAUCACUGAGCUAAAAAUAAAAAACACUGAGCUGAAGCAGAAGAUCACUGAGCUACAGACGAGAAACACUGAGCAGGAGCAGGUCUCACAGACUGAAGAUCAGCACCUCCUCCUACAGCAGAUUUACUCAUCCCUGCGCAGCUCUGGAAACACCAGGAACUGGUCUGAGAUCAGUGUGAAGACUGUUGAGAGUCUGGAGACUCCGUGGACAGUUCUGACUCAACUGAAGGACACUCUAGAUGAGAAACUCACUCCAACUGACUCUACAGAUCUGAAGAGGAUGCAGCAGUAUGAAGUGGAUGUGACUCUGGAUCCUGAUACAGCUCAUCUUGCUCUCAUUCUGUCUGAUGAUGGAAAACGAGUGAGAGAUGGAGACAUUGAGCAGAAACUCCCAGACAAACCAGAGAGAUUUAAUCCAUGUCCCUGCGUCCUGGGAAAGGAGGGAUUCUCCUCAGGGAGAUUUUAUUUUGAGGUGCAAGUGAGGGGAAAGACUGAAUGGGAUUUAGGAGUGGCCAGAGAAUCCAUUAGCAGGAAGGGAAAGAUCACAGUGAGACCCAGUGAUGGAUUCUGGACUGUGAUUCUGAGAAAUGGGAAUGAAUAUAAAGCUGCUGCUGGUCCCCCUGUCUCUCUGUGUCUGAGAGUGAAGCCGCAGUGGGUCGGUGUGUUUGUGGAUUAUGAGGAGGGUCUGGUCUCCUUUUAUGAUGUUGAGUCCAGCUCUCAUAUCUACUCUUUCACUGGUCAGUCUUUCACUGGGAAACUCUAUCCAUAUUUUAGCCCAGGCCCUAAUGAUGGAUGUAAUAACUCGACUCCACUGAUCAUCACACCUGUCACAUGAUUUUCAUUAGGGAUGUGCCCGAAGCCGAAUACCAUGUUUGGAAAGGAAAUAAUGUAUGGAGCCCCUAAAGGGAAUAAUUAUGAAAUGGGAGGAAAAAAUAUAUUUCAAUGCUUUCUCUGGCAAUUAUAUAAUUGGGUAAUUAUAAUAUAUAGGCCUAUAAUUUGCCAGCAUCAGGGAGCUGCUAUUGAUAUGCAGAGUAUGGACAUCACGUUUCAAUGCACUCUGCAUUUUACUUUCACUUUAGAGAUUUGCGAUCACACGUAUUGUGUGUAUAGUAGUGAGUGUCAGUAUUACUUAACACACAUUUCACAAGAAAUCUGUACUAUAAGGUAACAGGCUCCUGCGUUUUUCACUCCUGGUCUGAAGAGGCAUGCUAGAGACUGUGGUCAUUGCGUAUGAAGGUAAAUCAGUAGCAAAACUCGAGAGGUUGCUGAUUUGAAUGUGAGAACUUGUCAUAUUAAUAUGUAUUUGUAAAUUGAAAUUUACACUCACAGCCCUGAUGUGAAAAGCUGAAUGUUUCGAUUUGCAAACACAGACAACAAUCAAAACACCCGUGUUACGAAGUUGAAGUUGCAGACUAAUAGUUACAAAUGUGUAAAAUGGCAUUCACAUAAACAAAAUGACAGACACAAGUGUGUGAGACAUAUUUACUUUUACACUUUACUUCAGUUUCGCUGUACAACUUCAAGUCGACGCUUGCAACCUCUCAGAUCUGGCAGUACAAGUUAAAUGUCCUGUUUGUCAUGAUGACGUCCCCGCCAAAGGAUGUAGUCCCUUUUGGAAAUUUGUUGGAACCACCAUUUUUAAGACACAAUAAAGGUUUAAAAAAUCACAAGCGGGUUAUAAUUGGUGUGUUUUAUGUCACAGAUCAAAACGUGAAAAUAUUUAGAGGCUUUGUUAACCACAGACCUUAUUUCAGGCGAUUUAGCAAAAACCCAUUCAAAAAACCCAUAGACUUUAGAACGAUGGAACCGGAAGUCCUAAAAUACUAACUCGCUUCUGGGUUUUGCCAACAAAAACACGUCAUCCCUGAAAAACUCUAUUCCGUUGUUUUAUCCAUUAAGCACAAUAAAAGCCUGACGAUGCUAAAUGUGUUUAUUUCAAUAAUAUAAUACACAUAUUAAAGUUUGGUGGCAAUAAAUGAAAUGGAUCAACAAAAACAAUCAUUAUAAUAAUACUAAUAAUGCGUAGCCUACUGAGUUGUUUGAGGCAAGUAAAUUGUGCUGCUAUUUUAUUGUAGCCUAAAUACUGUUUAUAUGACAGAACAUAUGAUGAUGUAAUAUAGGCUACAGGCUUAUAUAUUUAAAAUGUUUAGUAAAUAGACUUGAACUUCCAUAUAGUAGGCUAAUGGUGAAAGCAAAGUGAAGCAUUCACAUGACUGGAAACAAUGUGGCUUUGUUUUUCAUUAAUCACAUUUCUCUGAAAACAAUACUGAAAACAAUUUACGACAACAUAAAAAAAAAAAAAAAAAUCACAAAGCAUCUAUCUACACAAAACAUUAGUGCGGUGGGGAACAGGAAAGAGGAGGGGGGACAAUCGUGCUCGGGCUCGGUUCAAGGCAACUGUGCCUAGUGUGAGUACACCCUCAAUUUACAAAUACAAAUAUUAAUACGACAAGUUCUCCCAUUCAAAUCAGCAACCUCUUGGGUUUUGCUACUGAUUUACCUUCAUAGUAUACAAUUAUUUCUUCAUUGAUCCACUUGCAUUGGCUACAAACGCUGUGAUUACAUUUAUUUUAUUUAUUUAUUUUUUUUUUUAAAUGAGGCUGGUUUCAACUUGGCCAAAAGACGGAGAUGUGGAAGGAAUGUGAUUGGGACGAUAGCCACAGUGGAUGUCCCGGGCCAGAGGGGUGCCAACAUUGCAAUGUGCGCAGUAAUAUCCACUGCUGGACUGCUGUUACACAAACCUCUAAUUGGGCCAUACAACACUGAGCGUCUCCUUGCAUUCCUGCGUGACCUCUAUGGAAGGGUCGUGAUAGGAGAGGAAAGGGAUGCAGUGAGCAGAAAUCUACCAACAUUUAUAAUUGUAUGGGAUAAUGGUAUUUCAUCACUUCUGUGCUGUCACCAAGUGGUUUGCAGCCCAUCCCAGGAUGGGAUAGUGCUCCUUUUCCUCCCACCGUACUCUCCAUUCCUCAACCCCAUAGAGUAAUGGUUUAGGACCACCAUCCACAUGAUGAAAUAUCCCUCCUGGAUGCGAUGAAUGCUGGAUGCCUGAACAUAUCAGCAGAAGAUUGCCAGGGAUGGAUCAGGCAUGCCAGAAGAUUUUUAGGUGUAUUGUCCUAGAUGACUUAAGAUGUGAUGUGAAUGAGAACCUGUGGCCAUAUACAGAAAUCAGAGUAGAUUAGCUUUCUUACUGUAUCUGUAUCGGUGGAUGGUGUGUAAACAUGGUCUUGUAUUUUGGAAUUACUCAGUGCUGAAAAAAAAUAUUGAAGUGUACUGCAUCAUGUCUGAUUCAUUUCAGUAACAUAUAUUGCUGUGAAUUCUAAACAGUAGAGAGGUGUCCUUGUUUUUCAGAAUAAAGCAUUGUAAAAUACCUGUUGUCAGUGUAUUUUUUAGGUAAUUGUUUUAUGAGUGAUAAAGUGUGUUUGUUGGCUGACAACCUUUGCUAGUGUUAUGAAAGAAUGAGUUGAUUUGGUAUUUGGUAGUGUUGUGGAAAUUUUAAUUUUUCAUAUGCUUUAACCUGUAUUCUUGUGAAAUAUGAUGCUUAUGGAACAUGAUAUGAUGCUGGCUUCAUUGGUAAUGUUUAACAUAGUGUUAACAUAGAUGCUAGAAAUAGAAAGAGCAAGAUAUGGUAUGGGGACAUGCAAGAUGUAUGUUAAAAACAUGUCUGUGCUAACAAUGUGGGAAAGUUACAGCCA